AUGUCGACUUUUGACUCUAACGCGUUCAAGACCGCAAGUACUGCAACCCCUUCUGCGACUUUCUCCUACUCUCUCCACCACCAACUAUCAAGUCGCUUCUCGAUCAACAACCACUCUACAAGUAUUCCCUCGUUCUCUUCGAUCUCUCCAUUGUCGUCUUCCCUCUCCUCGAUCCCCUGGAACUUCAAGACCUGGAACCCUCUGGCCACCCCUUUAAACCUCCAAGCCCGCUCAUCGCUCUAUACCACCUCCGAGAGAAUGCCGUUCAUCUCCCACUCCUGGACCUCUGCCUCCUUUUUGGACGUCGAGGCCGUCGUCCCCAAUGAAUCCGAUCCCUUCUUCGAGAAGCGAGAUCUCGCUCAGAUUCAGAAGUUGAUGGUCGCCAUCACCACACAGCGGCUGGAGCUCAAGAAGCUGGGUUGCCCUCUCAAGACUGUGUUGAGAGGAUUCCGUGAUCCGAUGUCCGACGAUGAUAUGGUUAGUGACCAUGACAACGACAGCGAUGAUGAGGAUGAGGAUGGUGACUGCAAAAGCAUGGGCCUUGUUGAUGGUGCCGCCAGCACCAAACUCGAUACUACCACUGAUGCCGAUGCUGCUUCCGAUACCGACCACGAGAAGAAGGAUCAAGUCGCCCUGUUGAACGGCGGAGAGGGUGCAGGGGAGCCAAAGGCCGAGAAUGUUGGAACUGUCGCGCAUGGCACCACCAAUCUGUCCAAGGGAAGGGGUGCUCAGUCCUGUAAUUGUUACAAGGUCGGUCAGGGGAUCGACAAACUGGCGCAGGGGGUCUUGACCCUGAAGCUCCGUUGCUCUCACGCUCACCUUCACGCUCACUUCAGGGUCAACGACGCUACUAUUGCUGCUAUGAACCGAAUCCCCUUCCCUGUUCUCGAGCACGGAUACCAAGGCCCUCCACCUUCGCCCUCGUCGCCUUUGGUAACUUUGUCACCUCUUGCCGAGGACAAGUUUGCCCCCUCUACCACUACCGCCUCCUCUGACUCUGUCGCCUCCGUUGCACAAGCUCCCACUCCCCAAAACAAUGGUGUUACUCUCAAGGGCAGUCUGGUCGUCAUCAAAUUGCCGAAGACCUCCAGGACGGUCGUUAUGCCCAAGGGUCACAUCCCCGUUUCCAUCCUCCUGCCUCCUAACACCCUCACCACUGCCGAGAAGAACCCUUCCCUGGUUUACGAGGAAGGAGUCGAGGUUGAGGAGGAAGGAGAAGCAACUGGACAGAAACGCAGCUCUAUCAGUCUGAAGUCUAGUCAGGAUGAUGCGUCCUCAUCGGCCAAGAAGAGACGUUGA
Molecule: messenger RNA, 1299 nt
Organism: Linnemannia hyalina
Lineage: Eukaryota; Fungi; Mortierellomycota; Mortierellomycetes; Mortierellales; Mortierellaceae
Source: the annotation of a GenBank genome assembly